AUGGCCAUUGUAGCAGCACCCAUAUCCCUCUCCCGGGAUGGCCCCGACACCAGGCGUCCACAGUCCCCGCUCUGGAGGCUGGAGUCCCAGACCCAGGUGCCGGCAGCUGGCCAGCUCUGUAAUCUGCUGGUCAAAGGCCACAUCCGCUUCCUCGAGAACCGUGCACGUGGCCACAGGUCCAUGCCCUGCCCCUGCUCCAGCCGGUGCUGCGUCACAGACCCUGGUCCCAGGCACAUCCCGCCUGGGCCCGAGGGCAAGGCCGUGCCAAGCGGACACUGUACUCCCCAGGACACUGCUCGGUUCUGUGAUCCGGGCGAGGGGCCGCCCGGCUCCUUCACGUCUGAGAAGCAAACCGAUCCUUGGGGGCCUCCUGGCCCCAAGAUCCCAGGGCUGGUUCCCGGAAGAUGCGGGCACAGGAAGGGCGGUGCUGGACGAACUGGCACCUUUGUUUGCCCUUUGAAGGAGCUGCUGGCCUUGCCUGGCCGAGCCCUGGCCCCGGGGGCUGCAGACACAGAGUCCACCCUGCCCGGCAGCGGGGCACAGGCCUGGGGGACCACCGCUGCCCAGUGUUUGUUCCGCUCCUGCUGGCGGCCCCUCCCCAGGCAUCGAUAUUCAUGGGGUGAUUCUAGUAACACUCUGAGACGGGAAAUUGUCUCAGCCACUCCCUGGCGUGGCCCACGAUUCCCUUGGGACCCCCAGGGCCCUUGGUGGGGGGGCCGUGAGCACCGGACUCUUCAGGACGAGACCGCCAGUGAUUGGCCCGUUUCACUGGGCUCGCGCUGGCACGGGUGGUACGGGAGCCUCCUGGGGGAAGCCGGGGGCUCCUUUGCAAGGUUCCCCCAUCCCCACCACACGCUGCCGGGGGGCCCGGCGGGGAGUGUCCCUCAUCUCACUUCCUCUAGUCUUGGCCCCGAGGUGAGGACGGCCCGGCCCCAGGAAGCCCUGUCUGGCGGCCGCGGUGUGAGCACAACCGGCCCCUCGGAAGAAGCGCUGGCUGCUGUGCGGUGGGUCCCAGACCUGGACCCUGGCGGCCCUUCUCCCAGGACGAGCGAGGGACCCCGUGGCUUCAAGGAAAACAGCGGACAGGACCGUCGUCGUUGCCGCGGGAAAUCUGAGCUUUCAGACGAGGUGUCCUGUCCAGACGACAGUGGACCCACAGCCAGGAGACGAACCUGCUGCCAUGAAGCCCGGAGUCCAGAUCUGCACAAACACCUCUCUUCUCACUGAAUUUAUGUGUUGGAAAAGAAACAAGUUUUAUUUUAUUUUAUUUUAUUUUAUUUUAUUUUAUUUUAUUUUAUUUUAUUUUAUUUUAUUUUAUUUUAUUAUUAUUUUUUAAUGUUUAUUUAUUUUUGAGAGAGAGAGACGGAGCACGAGUGGGGGAGGGACAGAGAGAGAGGGAGACAUAGAAUCCCAAGCAGGCUCCAGGCUCUGAGCUGUCAGCACAGAGCCCAAUGCGGGGCUCGAACUCACAAACUGUGGGAUCAUGACUUGAGCCAAAGUCGGACACUUAACUGCCUGAACCACCCAGGUGCCCCCAAAAGUU
Neofelis nebulosa (Clouded leopard) is the source of this 1543-nucleotide messenger RNA. RefSeq lists its product as uncharacterized. Lineage: Eukaryota; Metazoa; Chordata; Mammalia; Carnivora; Felidae. The transcript is spliced from 7 exons. Bases 1 to 1227 code for a protein of 408 amino acids. The record is from RefSeq and is a predicted model, not a curated record.